This is a messenger RNA of Rhizoctonia solani, 405 nucleotides long. RefSeq lists its product as uncharacterized. The transcript is spliced from 2 exons. The coding region runs from base 1 to 405 and encodes 134 amino acids. Lineage: Eukaryota; Fungi; Basidiomycota; Agaricomycetes; Cantharellales; Ceratobasidiaceae. The record is from RefSeq and is a predicted model, not a curated record.
AUGACAAAUAUUUCCGAAUCCAACGAGGAAGAUGCCAGGCAGAAGCUGAACGAACUGCAGGACCUAUUCCAGAAACGCAGAGAUGCAGAUAGCAAGGGUGACCAAGCACAAGUAUCAGCUCUGGACCGCGAAAUUGUUUCUGCGAUGCAUAAUGUAGGCAACGCUUACCCCGACCAAGAGUCCAAGGAUGCCUGGCAUGCAAAGGCCAGUCAAUACGAGUCCAGCUCUGCGGAAGAAAAGGAAAAUAUUCUGAUGCCGCUGGCAAAGGGCUUGGGCAUCUUGAUCGCUGCGCCUUUUGCGGUUGCUGGUGGGGCGAUAUUUGCCGCCGGUGGGAUUCUGUAUGGUGCUGGCAAGACUAUCCAGGGUGUUGGAAAUCUCCUCACUGGAGGUGUGUUCAACCACUGA